Molecule: messenger RNA, 1467 nt
Organism: Moneuplotes crassus
Lineage: Eukaryota; Ciliophora; Spirotrichea; Euplotida; Euplotidae
Source: the annotation of a GenBank genome assembly
UAAUAAUUUAAAUCACUCUUGAUGAACAAUAAAAGAGAAGUUCUCAAAAUGGAAGCAAAGCAAGGAGUUGUCUGAAAAUGGCUACUAGUACCUUUCUCAAUUCUAACUGUCACUGCAGCAGCAGCCUCGUUAUCAUUAUGGGAAGACUGGAAUACUGUUGUUGAACUACAAGGCUACAAGGAGCAGGUGAAAGAUUGGAUCCUCUUUGUAGUACUAUUUGGAUACCUUGGAUCAAACCCAGGUUUUGUGAUACAUUUCAUCGGACAUAUCGGCGCUUACAUACUAGCUAUUAUUUUAACUCUUGUCAGUUAUAUCGGUUUGGGAGUUUGUGCAACUACCAGAACAGGACACCCUUGGCACUUAUUCUUCACUAUGUUAUUCCUAUACCUUGCAGCUUUUGCAUCUUCGAUAGCUAUUGUAGCCACUAUUAGUGAGACUCUACAGAACUUCUCUAAAAGAGCAGGAAACUUUUACAUUGGGCUGAUGAUUGUAUAUACACUUAUCGCUUACAGUUUUGAGGAGUCAUUGAGAAAUGGAAUUCUCAGAGAAAUCCCAACUCAAUAUUACUAUCCAAUCCUAGGAGUUGUUGUAGCAAUAGUCUAUUCAAUCAGUUGUCUACUAUCUAAACUAGUAGUCAUCGAGGACUUUUACUCAAGGAUCACCAUCUCUCAAGAUGUGAUGGGAAUGUUGUCUCUGCUCCUCCUCUCAGGUGUAAUAAUCGUUGUUAAUUAUAUCUGAUUCCUUGUAAAUUAUGAAUAUACUCUAUUUUUUAUAAUCUUCUUGGUUGCACUUAUCCUGAACUUUGUGAUUGCGUAUUUCAUAAUCCAGGUAUCUCACAAAACGAUUGAUUCUUCAAAACCAUACGAUGAGUUCCUCGAGGACGAAGAUCAGACUGUUACAAUGGACCUCAUUGGUGCCUUACAUGACUAUAGACUUUAUGGUCUUAUGAUAGGUACCUUUAUCAUUAUUGGUACAUCUACAACCUUCUUGAAGAACAUCAGAAUCAUAAAGACUGCGAAUCAUGCGAUGGCUCCUGCUUCAACUUACUCUAGCCUGUACCUCCUUUGUCAAUCUUUGGGAGCACUGAUCUGUGGACUUGUAGGCUCAUAUUCAAAUCAAUUCUUAUGAGGAACAAUCGGAGCUAUUUUGGCAAUCACAGGAUACUUCAGUAUUAUCUUCUUAAGCUGGUUCUAUGUAGAAACUAUCCUUAUAGGCUUAUCUAGCGGAAUCUGGUGGGUGUUAGCACCCCUGAUUGUAUAUCGCUUCUUUGGUCCAAAACCAUUCGCUGGUGUCUGGGGAUCUGUCCUUACCAUCAACUUCUGGGGAAUGCUCUUACUAGGACUAGUAUUCACUGUAUUCUGGGAGCAACACCACAAACCUCUCCCAUGGAGCCUCGGCAUUUUCUCAGGAGCCUGCUUUUUAGCGAUCAUCGCUCUCGGUCUAAUCCUCAAUAAAAAUUCAGGUUAA